UUUAGUGGAAGUCAGUGAAAUCUUUUAGGGUCAUGUGAUAACUCUCUCGCUCUUUUUUUUUUUUUUUUUCCCCUCUCAGGAAGAUGGCGGACGGUUUUUCGCUUAAUGAUGCCUUAUCUGGGCCUGGGAACCCAAACCCUCAAGGAUGGCCUGCUCCAUGGGGAAACCAGCCUGCUGGGGCAGGGGGCUAUCCAGGAGCUGCUUACCCUGGGGCCUACCCUGGACAGGCACCUCCUGGGGCUUAUCCUGGUCAAGCACCUCCAGGAGCUUAUCCUGGGCAGGCACCUCCAGGGCCUUAUCCUGGGCAGGGGCCUCCUGGUGCCUACCCUGGCCCAACAGCACCUGGGGCUUAUCCUACAGCGCCUGGAGCCUACCCCGGGCAGCCAGGCGGGCCUGGGGCCUACCCACCUCCCGGACAGCCAAGUGCUCCCGGGGCCUACCCUGCUGCGGGCCCCUUUGGCACUCCCGCUGGACCACUGACUGUGCCUUAUAAUCUGCCUUUGCCUGGAGGAGUCAUGCCUCGCAUGCUGAUAACAAUUCUGGGCACCGUGAAGCCCAAGGCGAACAGACUUGCUUUAGAUUUCAAGACAGGAAAUGAUGUUGCCUUCCACUUUAACCCCCGCUUCAAUGAGGACAACAGGAGAGUCAUUGUGUGCAACACGAAAAAGGACACCGUCUGGGGGAAGGAAGAAAGACAGAUGGUUUUCCCCUUUGAAAGUGGGAAACCAUUCAAAAUACAAGUACUGGUUGAACCCGACCACUUCAAGGUUGCAGUCAACGACGCUCACUUGUUGCAGUACAAUCACCGGAUGAAAAAUCUCAAGGAAAUCAACCAACUGGGAAUUUCUGGUGACAUAGACCUCACCAGUGCUUCAUACACUAUGAUAUAAUCUGAAAAGAGCAGAUACUUUUUUAAGAAAUAAAAUUUAAUCUAAAACUUACAGAGCUUCAUGUUCACUAUGAGUGAAAAAUUCUACAUUUAUUCAAUAUCUUUCUUAUAAGUCAUCCAUGUAAUAAAUAUUCUUAUGCUGAGGUA
Tupaia belangeri chinensis (Chinese tree shrew) is the source of this 1036-nucleotide messenger RNA. It is a transcript of the gene LGALS3, whose product is annotated as galectin 3. Gene Ontology annotation, cellular component: nucleus; cytoplasm; immunological synapse. NCBI's taxonomy places the organism in Eukaryota, Metazoa, Chordata, Mammalia, Scandentia, Tupaiidae. Bases 84 to 890 code for a protein of 268 amino acids. The transcript has 5 exons. Gene Ontology annotation, biological process: macrophage chemotaxis; positive regulation of calcium ion import; monocyte chemotaxis. The record is from RefSeq and is a predicted model, not a curated record. Gene Ontology annotation, molecular function: laminin binding; IgE binding; disaccharide binding.